Molecule: messenger RNA, 1734 nt
Organism: Ostrinia nubilalis (European corn borer)
Lineage: Eukaryota; Metazoa; Arthropoda; Insecta; Lepidoptera; Crambidae
Product: gamma-tubulin complex component 3 homolog
Exons: 11
Coding region: 238-1719 (493 amino acids)
Biological process (GO): meiotic cell cycle; mitotic cell cycle; spindle assembly
Cellular component (GO): equatorial microtubule organizing center; gamma-tubulin complex; spindle pole
Molecular function (GO): microtubule minus-end binding; gamma-tubulin binding
Source: RefSeq, a predicted model, not a curated record
CAUUCAGUUUAAAAAAAACUCUGUCAAGUGGACCGUAACGAAAGCGAGCGAUAUUUACAAAUUUCACAAAAUCCAAUAUUUUAAUAUUUUUAAUAGUAAUGUGAUUUUUAAAUACCACCACCUUGCUUUUAAUUACUCUAUAAAUUCCGGUUCCAAAGCGAAAUAUGGAAAUAAAACCGUUUAUGUGAUACACUUUAAUUGUUUUCAUUGGUUUCAAUUAUUUUGAACUCUGGAAGAAUGGAUGGGUCGAGUAAUCUUGCUACGUUGCUUCAUAAAUUAUGUGUUGGACUGUCAACUGAUCCAGAUGGCGCGUAUGAACUGGCCGUGUCGUACUUAUCGUCUACCAGUGAGAAAGCACGAUCAAAUCAAGAUGAAAGGCUCCUCUGUCAAAAGAUACAAUCGCGCCUUACCUCUGUGUCUGCCAGGGAUGUGGAUAAAUUCAAUGAAUUUUAUGCCAAAUUAAAAAAUACUUUUAUUUUGAAGCAAAGAGUCUCUGUUCUUUCAUUGCUUCUUGCUCUGUCGGAAGCACCACAGCAGACGGAAUCAACACACCAACUUUUUCCUAUACCCCAGUUGGCCACGAAGUCAAACAUUGGGCUUUCUGGUGCUGCAUCAAGUUCCAGCAAAAGUACAAUAGGCUCAGUGAGCUGGGGAAGUCAAGGAGCGCCUAAGAACCAAGGAUCUAAUCAGAGUCUUCCAUCUAAUAACAGUAAUAUGGCUUUGGUUCUACAAUCAAAUGAUCGACCAAAUGAUCGCCUAUGUGUCCGGGAGGCGGUGUUAGCAGCGACCGGGGUGAAAACGCGGGGUGCGGGCGGCGGGUCACGCCCGAUGCAGGCUCUGUAUGCUCGCAUUGCCCACCUUGGCUUCCUACAUGAUAGGCUCAAGGAAUUUAUUGAUCCCAACUCCGGGAUUAUGCCUCAAGGUCUCAUGGGAGAAGGUUUGGUUGCUUCUAUAAGAGAUGAAUUAACUGAAUAUUAUAGGAGUGUAGCCCUUCUCCAAUCGCAGGCAUGUGAAGGCGAUGGAGGCGGCGGUACCCUGCGACGCGUGUGCGUGUGGGCCCAAGAACCUCUGCACAGAAUGACUUGGCUUGCAAACAUGGCGCACACAGCACACCAUAAGAAAGGAGGAGAACUAGCCUCGUGCAUCCAUCGUUUCGUCCGGCACGGAGACGAGCGUGUGGCCACAUUGGCCCGACGCCUGCUCACGGCACUGACCUAUCCUUUGCUGCUCAUGUUGACGCGUUGGCUCCUACAUGGUGAAAUUGAUGAUCCGUACAAUGAAUUUUUCAUUGAAAGCCGAAGCGGUGUGCCUAUUGACAGAAUGUGGCACGACAAAUAUCGAGUCAGAGAGUGGAUGGUGCCGUCCUUCAUGUCGCGCGAGCAAGCGGCGCAGAUCCUGGCGACGGGCAAGAGCGUGGUGUUCAUGCGAGAGGCGUGCGCCGACGAGCCCGGGCCCAGCGACCACGCGCACCACCUGCAGCCGCUGCUCAAGUCGCACACGGGGAGCGGAUCAGAAGCGGACGGUACGGCAGGCACCGCGUGGUGGGAAGCGGAGGGUUUACGCGCGGGCGUGGCGCUGGCACAUGCAGCGGCGUCGCAGCGGCUACUGGCCGCGCUCACCUCACACCACCACCUGCUGGACCACCUGGCCGCGCACCGCCGCUACCUGCUGCUGGCGCAGGGCGACUUCGUGCACCACCUCAUGACGCUGCUGCAGUGAGUGACACACGGAGCG